AUCCGGUCAGGCGGUGACAGGGGCAUCUUCCCGCUGGACAUCCCGCCUCUCUGCUGGUUUAGUGGGGUGUGAGGGAGAAUAGGUGAGCGAGGCUAGCGAGCGGUUCGGUAUCUAGGCUGGUAUGUGCGGCACUACAACCAACAGCCAGGAUGUCUUUGCCUCCAGGAAAAGCCACUGAACUGAGACAAAUCAUCCAUGAUCAGUUGAAUAGAAUGGAUGUGCAUGGGAAAAUCCGUGAGGUUUUGGCUGAAUCAUUACAGGAGGAAUUCAGAGCAGAACGGGAACACAUUUCUGAAGCUGAUCUAAUGAAAGCCUUAAGACGGAGGGGAAUAAUUGAUGAUGUCAUGAAAGAACUCCAUUUGAUGGAGGACAAGUAUCCGAGAGAAUUCACCUCAACCCCAAAACCUUCAACACAUUUUGUUGAUAAAGAAUUACGGACAAUGAAAAAAACAAAUAUUGACCCCACAAGGAGAUAUCUCCAUCUGCAAGUAUUGGGCGGUAAAGCUUUUUUAGAACAUUUACAAGAACCAGAGCCUCUGCCAGGCCAGGUCUGCUCUACUUUUAUCCUCAGUUUACAUUUCCGAAACCAACGUUUUCGCUCCAAACCAAUACCAUGUGCAUGUGAGCCAGACUUUCAGGAUGGAUUCUUGCUGGAAGUGCAUAAAGAUAGCUUGGGAGAUGGAAGCAGAAUGGCUGACCCAACUACUAUGUUAUCAAUUUGUGAUCCUGUGCACUUAGUGUUAAUCAAAACAGACCCAUCAGGUGAAACCACCUUAGUCGCAUCUCACUUUCUGGAGUGGCGCUAUGUUCUUGCCACAGAGAGAGGUGUGAUGAGCACGGCUGUAGAACUCUAUGGAGUAGGAUCUGAAUGCAAAGUGUCUGCUGGCAUCUUGAAUAUAAAACUGGAGUUAUAUCCUCAGCUUAAUCAGGUUCUUUCUCAAGAGAUCGUUAACACUCAGCUUACAUUAGAGAGACAGAAGACUGCAGAGAAGGAGCGAUUGUUUUUGGUAUAUGCAAAGCAGUGGUGGAGAGAGUACCUACAGAUCCGACCAUCACAUAACUCAAGGCUUGUAAAGAUUUUUGCACAGGAUGAAAAUUCGAUAAACAGACCAGUUUGCUCCUACAUUCGUCCUUUUAGAGCAGGACGACUGCUUGAUACCCCUAGGCAAGCAGCACGUUUUGUUAAUGUCUUGGGGUAUGAAAAAGCUCCAGUGGUUGGAGGUGGUGGUGGUAAACAGGAACAGUGGUGCACACUACUGGCUUUUCUAUGCCGAAAUAAGGGGGACUGUGAAGAUCAUGCCAACCUUCUAUGCAGCCUUCUUCUGGGCUUUGGUUUGGAUGCUUAUGUAUGUGUUGGGACCAAGGGCAAAGGUGUGGCUCACGCAUGGGUGAUGACCUGUGGAACUGAUGGCGCAAUCACAUUUUGGGAGAGUUUAACUGGUUAUAGGUAUGUGCACAAGCCUAUAAACCCAGAUGAUCCUCCUAUGGUUGAACAGCCGAGGCCACUCUAUCCAUAUCGUACUAUUGGCUGCAUCUUUAAUGACAAGCGCUUCUUGGCCAAUUGUCAACCGUCAGAUUCUGUGGAGCUUUGUGUGUUUGACCUAAAUGAUGAGUCCAGGUGGAAGCCAAUGAGCGAGGAAGCUAUAAAGUCAGUCUGUGCACCAGGGUCAACUACCUCUCUUCCUCCUUUCCCACCGCUCUGUUCCUCUCUGGUGGAUGCAGCAGCAGAAAGCAACGACAUUGAGCUACAGCUCCGAGUUUUUGUGUCUGAGCACAGAAAGGAUCUAGGCCUCACCACAGUUUGGGACGACCAACUCUCCUAUCUCUUGUCACCUGCACUAGCCUCAUAUGAGAUUGAGCGUACUACAGGAAUUUCUGCUGGAAAUGAGGAAUUUCAGGAUGCUAUAAGGCGUGCAAUUCCAGACGGUCACACAUUUAAAGGAUUUCCCAUCCACUUUGUGCAUAGAAAUGCGAGAAGAGUAUUUGCUACAUGCUUAAGGUCUCCUUUUUGUGAUGAGAUUGUCAGCUGUCGUGGAGAUCAGAUGCGAAUUGCUGUUCGCGUGCGCGUUUUCUCAUACCCAGAAUCAGCAUGUGCCGUUUGGAUUAUGUUUGCAUGCAAAUAUCGUUCAGUUUUAUGAUUCACUUUCUUUUUCAAGCAGUGAAGUAUACAGAGGCUUGGAGAAUGUUACCAGUAAGGGUUAUUUUAAAAGCCCAUUAUUUAUUUUUAUUAUUUGUAUAUUUAUAAUAUAAUUUUUAUCUUUUGUAUAUUUAUAAUAAUGCUGCUAUUUCAAUAUAUUAUGGGUGUAUAUUUUUCAUAAAAUGAAACGUGUUUUAAGUAAUAAAAAAAAAAUUAUAGAAAA
Molecule: messenger RNA, 2360 nt
Organism: Bombina bombina (fire-bellied toad)
Lineage: Eukaryota; Metazoa; Chordata; Amphibia; Anura; Bombinatoridae
Gene: CEP76
Product: centrosomal protein 76
Exons: 13
Coding region: 150-2138 (662 amino acids)
Source: RefSeq, a predicted model, not a curated record